UCUAAGCCUCCAAACGAAGGGAACCUUGGUGUGGCUGUUAAAGUUGUUGUCGUGUGACCAGAGGAGGUCAUCAGAUCUAUCUGUGAAAACAGUUUCUUGCAGAAAUGUAAGAUACAACUGUGUGAAAUAGACUCUUAUGGUCUAGCCUUUCACUGUACCACACACAUCAGGGGAGUCUAGUGCACCGAUGUCCCUUUUAUAAGCCUCCAAACGUUGUUAUUUGAUAAGAAUACAAAUGACUGCAAUUACUAAUAUGAAAUGUCUAAUUCUAUCGUUCCAUGUUUGUCUUGCCAAUUUGAUUAAAGCUGCUGAAGUUGUCGAUCAAGUCAAUCAAUGGACUAAAAUGAAGACAGAUGGUCUCAUCGAAGAGAUUCUUGAUGGUGAUGCAGUGGACAACAUGACAAGGCUGAUCUUGGCCAAUGCACUAUAUUUCAAAGGAGAAUGGAAUGAGAAGUUCGAUGCUUCAGAAACAAAAGACCACGAGUUCCAUCUCCUCGAUGGGUUGCCUAUUCAAGUACCCUUCAUGACUAGCAAGAAGAAGCAGCACAUAGCAGAAUUUAAUGGCUUUAAAGUAAUGAGGCUUCCUUAUAAACAGGGCAAAGAUACGGGUUGCUUCUCAAUGUACUUCAUUCUUCCAGAUGCACAUGAUGGAUUGCCCGCUUUAUUUGACAAAUUCAGUACAGAAGCUGGAUUCUUAACUCACCACGUUCCGUUUAAAAAAGUUAGUGCAGGCAAGUUUCUUAUCCCUGAAUUCAAAAUAACUUUCGAGUUUGAAGCUUCCGACAUUCUAAAGGGACUUGGCCUCACGUUAUCUUUCUGCGGUGGUGGUCUCACUGAGAUGAUUGAUUCCACUUUACCUGAGAAUAUCUCUGUUUCAAAAGUUUUUCACAAGUCCUUUAUUGAGGUAAAUGAGGAAGGCACCGAAGCUGCAGCUGUUACGGUUACUCUAAUAACGCCCAUGUCUUUGUUUACUGAGAAGGAAAUCGACUUUGUUGCUGAUCAUCCAUUCCUGUUCUUUAUAAAAGAUGAAUCUACUGGUGUCGUAUUGUUCAUUGGAAGUGUGCAAUGAAGAAGAGUGAAGCGGUGAAAACACUCCAAACUUGGUGUCCCUGUGCCUAGUACUUAUUAAAACACUCCUAGGCUUGACUAAAGGGACUCGGCCUCACAUUAGCUUUCCAAACAUUUUUAUCUUUUUUGGCCAUUUAGCACGUUAAAAUACUAAUUUUUAUCAACAUCCCAAAUAAUUGCUCCAAGAAUAUGUACUCCAAUAUGCUCAAAUUCAAAUACUUAGACAAACUAAUUUAACGAAGAUAACAUUAUUCCUUUCUAUAAACAAUUCUUUUUUUUUCCUUUUGAUACCGUGGUACAAAUUCCAUACUUCUAUGCUAAGUAUUGACUU
Molecule: messenger RNA, 1399 nt
Organism: Solanum lycopersicum (tomato)
Lineage: Eukaryota; Viridiplantae; Streptophyta; Magnoliopsida; Solanales; Solanaceae
Source: RefSeq, a predicted model, not a curated record